Ictalurus punctatus (channel catfish) is the source of this 1478-nucleotide messenger RNA. RefSeq names its product carbonic anhydrase 4. The transcript has 8 exons. The coding region runs from base 93 to 1022 and encodes 309 amino acids. Gene Ontology annotation, cellular component: plasma membrane. Gene Ontology annotation, molecular function: zinc ion binding; carbonate dehydratase activity. The record is from RefSeq and is a predicted model, not a curated record. NCBI's taxonomy places the organism in Eukaryota, Metazoa, Chordata, Actinopteri, Siluriformes, Ictaluridae.
CGAGUCGUAUGCGAACGACACUGUGAAGAGUCACUUUAAAAGACUGAUCGGUGUGUUAGCGGCUUUGUAGAAACUUCUGGAAAUUAUCCAACAUGAGGAAUCUGCUUUUGUGUUUGGUUCUGGUUUUAGUUUAUAAAAGAUGCCUCAGCGAGGAUUGGUGCUACCAGUCCCAGAUGUCCUGUGAUCAUCCAUGUAAAGGGCCAGCAGCUUGGAAUGAGGUGAACAGUGUGUGUGGUGGUAACAGACAAUCUCCCAUCAACAUAGUGACCAAGAAAACUAAGAAGGAGUCCAGUCUCACCGCAUUCAAAUUCACUGGCUAUGACAAGAUCUUUACCAGCAUGCUGAAGAAUAACGGGCGAACUGUUUCACUGGACAUACCUCUUGGGGCCACAGUUAGUGAGGGAAAUCUCUUACACACCUAUAAUGCUAUACAACUGCAUUUCCACUGGGGCAACAAUGGCAGCCCUGGGUCUGAACACACCCUUGAUGGAGAACAGUAUCCCAUGGAGCUGCACAUCCUGCAUUUAAAGGACACAUACAUCGCUGUAGAAGAUGCACUGAAUGACACAACUGGACAAGCAAUUUUGGGAUUCUUCUUUGAGGAAUCUGACAGUGAAAACAAGGAGUAUAGUGCCUUCAUUGCAGCUCUGGCGCAGGUCCAAGAUGCAGAGGGUCAGACAGAACUAGCCAUCUCCCUGAACAGUCUGAUCCUAUCUGAGAGGAUGCUAGGGGCCUACUAUCGUUAUGAAGGAUCUGAGACCACACCAGGCUGCUCUGAGACUGUGAUCUGGACCAUGUUUGAGCAGCCUAUUCCACUUAGCAGAGAUCAGCUUGCAGCCUUCUCCACCCUGAAGUUUAAUGGUGGUAAGCCCAUGGUGGACACAUUCAGACCAGUGCAGCCUCGUAAAGGGCGGGUAGUGUAUCGCUCCCACUCUGGUGCAGCUAUACCUGCUAUAAUGUUCAGCUUCUUUCUCGUCGUGCUGCGUGUGUUUCUAGCGCUGUGCCUCUGCAAUUUCUACUAGAGCCGGACAUUAAACACAGAAUUCUCAUUCAGUUAAAAGCAAACAAAACUAAUCCUAAAUAUCAAAAUAUCAGAAAACAAAAGAGAUUGAACAUAUAGAUGAUUCUUUCUGACUUUUAUGAGUUUUUUAAAAAACGUUUUAUUUGUUCUUAUGAAAUCAGUUGAUUUAGGCGUUCUGACUUCGUGUAUAUUCCUGUUCCUGUAGCAAAGGUUUUUCGUAUAUAAAUAUUCAUAUUUUGUUCAUCUGUUGAUUUUGCUGAGGAUGCUUGGGUUGGAAGCUUCCUGGAAAUUAAAUACAUAUAAUUAUUUUCAAAUAAUAAGAGAUUAAUAAACAACGGAACGUACUUUUAUAAGUACCUCAAUAACAUUUAUAUUUUAUUCCUUCAUAGAAAUGUGCAGUUCUUCAUUGGGUGAUUUACUGUAGAAAAAAAUAAACUUGAAAGAACAUGUAAAGCCA